Penicillium cosmopolitanum is the source of this 1323-nucleotide messenger RNA. Its product is annotated as Zn(II)2Cys6 transcription factor domain-containing protein. Gene Ontology annotation, biological process: regulation of transcription by RNA polymerase II. NCBI's taxonomy places the organism in Eukaryota, Fungi, Ascomycota, Eurotiomycetes, Eurotiales, Aspergillaceae. The record is from RefSeq and is a predicted model, not a curated record. The transcript has 2 exons. Gene Ontology annotation, molecular function: zinc ion binding; DNA-binding transcription activator activity, RNA polymerase II-specific. The annotation marks the transcript as partial.
CGAAAAUCUCAGGCCAACGGCAGAUUUCAACCACCGCUAUACCAAAAGCCUUCAAAGGUCAUAAUCACCCCUUUUGCUUUUUUGUUCAAACGAAACUCGCUGUAUUUCCUGGAUGCCGUCCAAAGCGCAAGAUUUCCAAGCCUGGUUUUAUCUGGAAAGGACAAGAGUAUGAUUAAAGCAAGAAAGCCGCACAACAAAUCAAGGAAUGGCUGUAUCGAGUGCAAACGUCGUCAUGUCAAGUGCGAUGAGACACGCCCAAAAUGCGUCAAUUGCGAGGUUUCAAAGCGUCACUGUUCAUAUGAAGAUAUGAUAUCGAGUGCGACUGCUUUAGUGUCUAAUUCCCGACGCAAGCCAAAGCGAAUUGCCAAAAAUAAUAAAGCAUACGUGGAUUCUUCGCAUGCUGCUGAUCCCGGUGUCAUAAAUGACAGUCCCCCGGUUAAUAAACUGCAUCUAGAAUUACUCCAUCACUUUAUUACAGACAUCUUGAGAUUCCUUGGCCUCAAUAACUUCACAUCCGAGGGCUCUACUAUCGACAUGACGAGAUAUAUCUUGGCUGCGCCAUUUCUUAUGAAUCAAAUUCUUGCGUUCGCUGCAUUGCAUCUCAGCAUCAUUAAGCCGACGAGACGGGACUUUUACCAAUAUCAUGCGUCGCAGCUUCAAACACACGCCCUUUCUGAAUUUAAUAGUGCAAAGCUAGAAAUAUCCGCCGAAACCUGCGUCCCCAUGUUUCUUUUUUCUUCGUGCCUGGGAAUGCAUGUCCUCACCGAGAAGCUACUGUCUCGCCCAGAUAGCUUCCAGACGUUUCUUGACGACUUCAUCCAGUCAUUGAGAAUGCAUAGUGGCGUACGUGCAGUUGCCGGUCAGUCGUGGCAUCUGCUUUUGCAGUCACCCCUUAAAUCUUGGCUUGAACACGAAGGGAGCAUGUUAGAUCAAAGUGCCUCCGGUGACGAGUGCCUCGAGCUCCUAGCUCUUGUGGAUACGAUGCUUGACCCCACAAUAAGCUCUAUCUACAGACUGGCGAUUGAGGACUUGCAGAAGGCUUAUAAUGCGAGCUGUUCCCCUUCAUCAAAUUUCUCCAGGAUUGGGCCAAUCAUUUCCUGGCCAGUCACCAUCUCUUCAGAUUACAUAAAGCUGCUUACAGAGCGCCGACCAGGAGCUCUUGCUAUUUUGUCACACUUCGGAGCACUACUACACAUGCAUAGUGAGAUGUGGACUUUUGGUGAUAGUGGUCUUUAUAUCAUCGCUUCUAUCAAUGAUUACCUUGGGCCCGAGUGGGAGAGAUGGCUGCAGUGGCCGAAUGCGUUUAUUCGAGAUGAAAUGUAA